Salpingoeca rosetta is the source of this 2385-nucleotide messenger RNA. RefSeq lists its product as uncharacterized. The record is from RefSeq and is a predicted model, not a curated record. Bases 1 to 2385 code for a protein of 794 amino acids. Lineage: Eukaryota; Choanoflagellata; Craspedida; Salpingoecidae. Gene Ontology annotation, molecular function: nucleic acid binding. Gene Ontology annotation, biological process: DNA integration. The transcript is spliced from 4 exons.
AUGGCACACAACUCACUCCAUCUCAAUGCCAAGAAGGACGCAGUUGCCGCGUUCCAGUCUUUCCUGCGCGAGACCAAGCUCCCCAUCUCGCCCACAACAACAGCACUCCAGACGGAUUCCGAUGCCAUCUUCCUCGGAGCUGACUUCCAGGCCAUCGUCAAGAAGCACCUGAAGCAGCACCAGCAGUCCCCGCCGUACACCCAGGCGCAGAACGGCAUCGUCGAGCGACAGGUGCGCACCCUCUCCGACAUGGUGCGAGCCAUGAUCACGGGUGCAGGCCUCGACGCAUCGUACUGGAGCCUUGCCUGCAACCACGCCCUCCACAUCCUCAACAACAUGCCUCGCCCUUCCCUCCACGGCAAGACACCGCUGCAGAUUGUCACGGGCUCGCUGCCCAAGCACGUGCCGCAGCUGCACAUCUUCGGGCAGCCGGCCGUCGUCCACAUCAGCACACAGCGCGGACGCCUGCAGCCCAAGGGUCGUCGAGGCAUCUACGUCGGCCACAACAGCAGCAGCAACAGCCACCUCGUCUACUUCGCAGACACAAACACCGUUGUGUCCUCCAUCCACGUCCGCUUCCUUCCCUUCUCCAAGGCCGAUGUCAUGGAUGAGGGGGAGGAGCAAGUGCAGACAUCCACGACAUCGUCCAUGCUCCAGCUUCCCAGUGCACGUGACAGCAGCAACAACACUACUGACGGUGAGCCACCAACGGUUCACAUCGACGAGGAGCAGGACGAGGAUCAGCAGCGACACCAACGACGCCACUACGAUCCAGACACACAGAUGCAAGCGACACCGGAGGCAGGCGCUGGACUCAGGCAUGCUUGGAGGAGAUCGGGGCGAUGGAGCGCAAACGGCGUCAUCAAGCUCAUCCCACGCAGCGCCGUGCCACGGCAACACACGCCCCUCAAGUCACGCUUCGUCUUCAAGGUGAAGCGUGAUGCGGAAGGCACGCUGACGCGCUUCAAGGCACGCUGGGUCGCCAAGGGCUUCAGCCAGCGACCGGGCAUCGACUUCGACCAGACCUACGCCCCAACACCAGCAGCCAAGACCAUCCUCACUGUGCUCGCCGUCUCCCUGCAACGACAGCACCAGCUGCACCAGCUCGACUUCAAGUCGGCUUACCUGCAGGCUGAUCUCAAGGAGGAGCUGUACAUGGAGCUGCCGCCGCACUUCACCGACAUCGACGACGGCGCUCAACGCUACGCGGGCAAGGUGUGCCGGCUGCUCAAGCCGCUCUACGGCCUCAAGCAAGCUGGCCGUGCAUGGGCCAAGAAGCUGCACACCUUCCUCAAGACCAACGGAUGGGCGCAGAGCAACGUCGACGCUUGCCUCUUCACCAAGCUCCACGACGACGGACAGCGCACAUGGAUCAUCACGUACGUCGACGACCUCAUCAUCAGCGGCAGCAGCGAGCGCCACAUCCGUGCCUGCAAGCAGCAGAUCAAGGAGAGCUUCGAGGCAGAGGACCUGGGCCCGCUCACCUGGUACCUGGGCCUUCACCUGACGUCACCAGCUGACGGCGUGUUGCACAUUGCGCAGACACAGGCCAUCAACGACAUCGUCAACGACUACAACCUGGCAGCGGCAGCCAGCGUGUCCACGCCCAUGCGUGUUGGCAUCGACGCCUCCAGCAUCAGCGAGCAGCCCGACCGACGCUUGCCUUUCCGCAACCUCGUGGGCUCGCUCCUGUACCUGGCCAACCGCACGAGACCAGACGUCAGCUUCGCGUGCGGACUGCUCUGCCGUUACAUGGACCGUUACACGACGGUCCACUGGCAGGCAGCCAAGCACGUCGUGCGGUACCUGAAGGCGACGAGCGAGCACGGCCUCCUCUUCAAGCGACGCAGCGGCACGCGCAAGGACCAGCCGCUGGACCUUGUGUGCUACAGCGAUGCCAGCUUCGGCACAGACCAGCUGACGGGCCGCUCCACGACGGGCUUCACCUGCUACAUCAACGGCUGUCUUGUGUCUUGGAGCAGCCGGCUGCAACCCACGGUUGCGCUGAGCACCGCUGAGGCCGAGUACAUGGCCAUCUCCGCAGCAGCGCAGGACGUCGUCUUCCUGCGGCAGCUGCUCAUGGACCUCGGCGAGCCCGAGGCUGGAGCCACCAAGAUGCUGACAGAUAACCAGGCGGCCAUCGCCAUCGGUAACGACCACGUCACCAAGCCGCGCACGAAACACAUCCGGAUACGCCACCACUUCGUGCGGGAGCUCAUCGCCGACGGAACCAUUGUGCUGCAGCACUGUCCCGGCACGCAGAUGGUUGCCGACGCGCUGACCAAGGCACUAGACAAGCAGACCUUCGAGCAGCACCUGCCACGACUGGUGGGAACCUCGACGUCUGAGACGGAGCAGAGGAAGGCAGUUGAGGGGGAGUGUUGA